CAGAUGCAUGUUCCUGCUCUCUUCUCGGCUUCCAGCAGAAGGAUGGCUCCCUCCGAUCCCAUCUAUCCGCUUCUUCUCACUUUGAGGAGUUCAUAGCUGACUCGGUUCUGAAAGUCAUUUUCCCUUACCCCGUUUCUUCGAGCCACCUAGCCCUCCCUCUCAUCUCCUGAAGUUUCCCUGUAAAGGAUGGCUGGUCAACUGACUCAAGGAGGCGCUCUCUCCCUGCUGCUCUUCCUAAUGCCAGCAGUGACCCCAACAUGGUACACAGGGUCCGGCUACUCUCCAGAGGAAAGUUACAAUGAAGUAUAUGCAGAAGAGGUCCCAGCCACCCCCGCCCGCACCCUGGACUACCGAGUCCCCAGAUGGUGUUAUACAUUGAAUAUCCAGGAUGGAGAAGCCACAUGCUACUCACCAAGGGGAGGAAAUUAUCACAGUAGCCUAGGCACACGUUGUGAGCUCUCCUGUGACCGUGGCUUUCGACUGAUGGGACGGAGGUCGGUGCAAUGCUUGCCAAGCCGCCGUUGGUCUGGAACGGCCUACUGCAGGCAGAUGAGAUGCCACGCACUGCCAUUCAUCACUAGCGGCAGCUACACCUGCACAAACGGGGUGCUGCUUGAUUCCCGCUGUGACUAUAGCUGUGCCAGUGGCUACCACCUGGAAGGUGAUCGCAGUCGCAUCUGCAUGGAUGAUGGCCGAUGGAGUGGAGGCGAGCCUGUAUGUGUAGACAUAGAUCCACCCAAGAUCCGUUGUCCUCACUCACGUGAGAAGAUGGCAGAGCCAGAGAAACUAACCGCUCGCGUAUACUGGGACCCACCGUUGGUGAAAGAUUCUGCUGAUGGUACCAUCACCAGGGUGACACUUCGUGGCCCAGAGCCCGGUUCUCACUUUCCUGAAGGAGAGCAUGUGAUUCGUUACACUGCCUAUGACCGAGCCUACAACAGGGCCAGCUGCAAGUUCAUUGUAAAAGUACAAGUGAGACGCUGUCCGGUUCUGAAGCCACCACAGCAUGGCUACCUCACCUGCACCUCUGCGGGGGACAACUAUGGUGCCACCUGCGAAUACCACUGUGAUGGUGGCUAUGAACGCCAGGGCACCCCAUCCCGAGUCUGUCAGUCAAGUCGGCAGUGGUCAGGAUCACCACCUGUCUGUACUCCUAUGAAGAUUAAUGUCAAUGUCAACUCAGCUGCUGGCCUUCUAGAUCAGUUCUAUGAGAAACAGCGGCUUCUCAUAGUGUCAGCUCCCGAUCCUUCCAAUCGAUACUACAAAAUGCAGAUCUCCAUGCUGCAGCAAUCCACCUGUGGACUGGACCUGCGGCAUGUGACCAUUAUUGAGCUGGUGGGGCAACCACCUCAGGAGGUGGGGCGUAUCCGGGAGCAACAACUAUCAGCCGGCAUCAUUGAGGAGCUCAGGCAAUUCCAGCGCCUCACUCGUUCCUACUUCAACAUGGUGUUAAUUGACAAGCAGGGUAUUGACCGGGAACGCUACAUGGAACCUGUCACCCCUGAGGAAAUCUUCACAUUCAUCGAUGACUACCUGCUGAGCAACGAGGAGCUGGCCCGGCGUAGGGAGCAAAGGGACAUCUGCGAGUGACCUUGAGCCAGGAUGUGGCUGAGGUCAAGUGCAAGAGGUGCCCAACUGUCCUUUCCUGAGGAGGAAAUGUUUGCCCACAGUGUUGGGAGCAGGACUCAGGUGGGGGGGUGAGGUUUGCCAAAUCUAGUACAGCUCCAGACAUCAUUUUAGGGCAGAAUAUUCGUUUACCUAAGCAAGGCCCCACUUCAGGUAACACUGGAGGAACACACAAAAGUAGGUAGGGACUGAGAACAGGCCCUGGGCAAUGGGUUGGGGAUAGACGGGCUUCUCCUGACCACAGCCUCUGCUUAGUUCUCCAAAGUCUUUCAGAUAAGUAAAUCCUAAAUUCAUUCAUUU
Molecule: messenger RNA, 1926 nt
Organism: Myodes glareolus (Bank vole)
Lineage: Eukaryota; Metazoa; Chordata; Mammalia; Rodentia; Cricetidae
Gene: Srpx2
Product: sushi repeat containing protein X-linked 2
Biological process (GO): positive regulation of synapse assembly; cell-cell adhesion; positive regulation of cell migration involved in sprouting angiogenesis
Molecular function (GO): signaling receptor binding
Source: RefSeq, a predicted model, not a curated record